Messenger RNA from Cylicocyclus nassatus, 381 nucleotides. The record is from the annotation of a GenBank genome assembly. Lineage: Eukaryota; Metazoa; Nematoda; Chromadorea; Rhabditida; Strongylidae.
AUGACUCCGAAUCAAUUCUCUGUAGAUGCGUUGCACAUAUGCUCGGAAGGUGCAACACGGGACAGAUUUCUGGAUACGUUCACAACGAAAAGUAAAUUCAUUGAACUGCGAGUAAGCAGAGAUGGCUUGGAGUCUGUAAAACAGUCUCUUAGAAAAAUAGCUUCGCACACAUAUGCGAGUAACAUAGUGCUUUCCCUUGAAGACCUCACACAUUGUAAGGCGCGUGAGCUAGAUGAAGUGGCUUCGUGUACUCCCGUUAGUCGUGGCUGGAGGGCUGGUGUCAUCACCAUUAGCGGCAGUGUCCAUAUUAGGUUAUUGGGCGUGCCUGAGAUUGAUAAAGGAGUCCGAGAAGUUGUCAACUGGAACUAUAAUGAAGGCUAA